Molecule: messenger RNA, 612 nt
Organism: Adineta ricciae
Lineage: Eukaryota; Metazoa; Rotifera; Eurotatoria; Adinetida; Adinetidae
Source: the annotation of a GenBank genome assembly
AUGCUUUUUUUGCGACGUUUUCCUGUUGCUUCGCUAUUGAUUUUUUGUCGACCGUAUGGAAGUUCAGUUACUUCCACGUCAUCCGUUGGAAUCAUUGAUUUGAUUUUUUCUGAACAUCAAUACAUGCGUGACGAAUAUGAACAAUUGAAAACAAUCGAAAAUACAAAGGAACUUGAUUCACGUGCUCGUCAAUGGAUUGCUUAUAUUGCACUUCAUGGUCAUAAGGAAGAAAUUGCGUUCUAUCCCAAGGUUGAAAAAUAUUUAAAAGAUGAACAAAAAGGUGGACAUCACUUGAUCGAACACGGUAUUAAAGAGCAUCGUCAACUUGAAAAGGAAUUGAAAAAAUUAGCUGAACAGUCAACAGUGACAUGGAAACAAAUACAUAAAUCAGCUGAUAAACUAAUGCAUCAUUUGAAGGAAGAAGAAAACGAUAUUCUUGAACCACUUCGAUCGAAACUCGAUGACAAAUUUCAACUCGUACUUGCUCAACAAUUCAACGACGCAGGCCGAUUAGCAUCCGACAAACCUCAUCCAGAAUUAUCUCGAAAACCUGAAAAAGCGCCCCAAGAUAAUAUCGACGUUGGACUUGCUGAAAAACAAAAAGACCUUUAA